GUUGACGUCACAUUCAAGGAUAUCCCGGAACACCUAUAUGUUUCGACUGAGAUAACAGGUGUUUGACCAGUCAACUAAAUUAGGUGAGUAAUAUCGUCCGACAUUUACUAAAAAGAUCGUUUAAAAGCUUGGCGUUAAUAUUCGAAUAGUGUUUAAUUAAGAUAUAAAGUGAUCGUGACUUGACUACCUCGCGUAUUUAAGUACUCCACCCUGUGCGUUAUUCGUCCUCGAUCGCCGGCACGUACACGUCAAAGGUAUAGAAUUUUUCUUGGUUAUAUAGACUAUCUGAAUAGCUAAGCAUUUUUACUUUAGUCACAACCGGAAUUAGUACAUAGUUAAAACGUUCAAAUCCAAACGAUUAACUGUCAGACUAGGAGUUUAUAUAUACUAAUAUAUAUAUAUAUAUAUAUAUAUAUAUAUAUAUAUAUAUAAAAUAUUAAACCACUAUAAGUGUAAAAAAAAGAGAAAAAAGGAAAGAAAUAGAGUUAUGUUGAAAUUGAAGGAAAGAGGCGAAUUGAUUUGUCUUCGUAAUCCUUGUUCAUUGGUUAUACUGUAUUUUCGUUUGACACGUCUAUUCUAUUAUAUAGUGUGUAAGAAUCUUAAAUAAUACAUAUACUAUUAUAUAUAUAUAUUUCUUUGUAUUUCUUUUAACUUCCUGUAUUAUAUCAUUCAAAAUAUUGAAAGAAUCGGCGUAAUUUCGGUUAAAAUUUGAAAUAUUCUAAUAUCAAAAUUAAAGAAAAGAUUAUCGAAGAGGCGUGAUAGUUUAGAUAGAUAUGGUUAAGCCUAAUAUUUAGUAUAUAUACUUGUAUUGUAAAAGAAACAUCCAGAAGAUAAAACACGAUCUACAACCGUGACAAUUGUUAUUAAACAUUUUAUACAGGUGUUUGUCAGGUAACCGAAUAUGGACGACAAUAAAAGAGUUUGGGUCCCACACCAGACGGAUGGUUUCAAAUUGGGUCGGAUAAUCGAUUUAGGUUCUGAUUCAAUUUCUGUUGAACCUUUCGAUACACCAGGCCAGGCAAUAAGUGCACCAUAUGAUAGAGUAUUUCCGGCUGAAGAAUACGAUAACAAGGAUGUUGAAGACAAUUGCAGUUUAAUGUACCUGAAUGAAGCUACACUGCUAAAUAAUUUACGGAUUCGCUACAAGAAGGAUGCCAUCUAUACAUACGUCGCUAACAUCUUAAUUGCUGUUAAUCCAUACAAAGAUGUGUCACAUUUGUAUGGGACUGCCGCUAUUAAGAACUAUCAGGGUAAAUCCCUUGGCACUGUUCCGCCUCAUGUAUAUGCAAUUGCCGAUAAAGCUUAUCGUGAUAUGAAAACUUUGAGAGCAAGUCAAUCGAUAAUUGUUUCGGGAGAAUCAGGUGCAGGAAAAACUGAAUCAACAAAAUACAUACUAAAAUAUCUUACUGAAUCAUGGGGCACUCACGCCGGACCGAUUGAGGAUAGAAUAAAUGAAUCUAAUCCAUUGCUAGAAGCAUUUGGAAACGCUAAAACGGUCCGCAACAAUAAUUCAUCAAGAUUUGGUAAAUUUGUCGAAAUUCACUUUGAUAAGAAGAUGCUUGUAGCUGGCGGUUAUAUCUCGCAUUAUCUAUUAGAAAAGAGUAGAAUUUGUACGCAGAGUCCUGAAGAGAGAAAUUAUCACAUUUUUUACAGAAUGUGUGCAGGAGCUCCAGAGACUUUAUACAAUAGUCUUAAAUUAGCUGCACCAGAUCAAUUUAGGUAUCUGAAUCGUGGGAACACUCAAUUCUUUUCUUCAAACUCCGAUUUGGCAUCGAAUAGGAAAAGUCAACAGUUCCUCAAGUCUGGAAGCUUGAAUGAUCCUGUGAUGAAUGAUAUUAAUGAUUUUGCAGUCACUGAUAAAGCGCUUUCUUCUAUGGGUAUGGAGGAUCAAACUAGAAGCUUAAUAUAUUCGGUUGUUGCUGGCAUUCUUCAUCUUGGAAAUGUUUCAUUCGAAGAUGAUCAUGAUGAUAAGAAAGGUGGUUGUAAGGUGACAGCUGACACUGAACGCUUUUUACAAAACGCCGCUCAACUUUUGGGCGUCGACGAGAAAGAUCUUAAAUCAGAAUUAACUUCAAGAGUUAUGCAGUCCGCGAAGGCUGGUAAAAGUGGAACGGUAAUAAAAGUCCCACUUCGUCAAAGCGAAGCAAACAAUGCAAGAGAUGCUUUAGCCAAGUUUAUCUAUGGAAAGCUAUUCGAUUAUAUAGUAAAGUGUGUUAAUCAAGCUUUACCGUUUCAAAAUUCUCAAAACUAUAUUGGUGUUCUGGAUAUCGCUGGAUUUGAGUAUUUUCAAGUUAACAGCUUUGAACAGUUUUGUAUCAAUUAUUGUAAUGAAAAAUUACAACAAUUCUUUAAUGAAAGGAUUUUAAAAGAAGAACAAAUUUUAUACGAAAAGGAAGGUUUAAAUGUAAAGAAAAUCAACUAUAUUGAUAAUCAAGAUUGCAUCGAUCUCAUUGAAAAAAAAUCGAUUGGUAUUUUUGAUGUAUUAGACGAAGAGAGUAAAUUACCUCAACCAAAACCGGAUCACUUUACUAGUGAAGUUCAUUCGAAAAAUAAGAAUCACUUUCGUUUGUCUAUACCUAGAAAAUCGAAAUUAAAGGCUCAUAGAGAAGUUAGAGACGAUGAAGGCUUCCUUAUUAGGCACUUUGCAGGUGCUGUAUGCUAUCACACUAAGCAGUUCAUUGAAAAGAAUAACGACGCUUUGCACUUUUCUCUGGAGAUGAUUAUCUCGGAGAGUAAAAGUCCUCUUGUUAAGGAGAUUUGCUCUCCAGAUCCAAAUGCUAAAAAGGUUCAAACAAAAGGAAAGCUUGCGUUUAUAUCAGUUGGAUCGAAAUUUAGAACUCAAUUAUCAACUCUUAUGGAGAAGCUUCGUUCAACUGGAACAAGCUUUAUUCGUUGCAUAAAACCCAAUUAUAAAAUGAUUUCGCAAUGUUUCGAGGGUAUGCCAAUUCUUAUACAACUUCAAUGUUCUGGAAUGACAUCCGUUUUGGAGUUGAUGCAGCAAGGUUACCCGUCUAGAACUCAAUUUUCUGAACUGUACAACAUGUAUAAACAAUACAUGCCUCCUGAUAUUGCUAGGUUGGACGCUAGAUUAUUUUGUAAAGCUUUGUUCAAAGCUCUUGGAUUAAACGAAAUGGAUUUCAAAUUCGGUCUAACAAAAGUAUUUUUUAGGCCAGGAAAAUUUGCGGAAUUCGAUCAAAUUAUGCGAUCUGAUCCUGAAAAUCUAGCACUACUAAUUAAAAAGGUUAAAAAAUGGUUGAUAUGCAGCAGAUGGCGUAAAGCCCAAUGGUGUACACUUUCUGUAAUAAAACUCAAGAAUAAGAUUUUGUAUAGAAGGGAACUACUCCUUCUCUUACAGAAGACUAUUAAAUCGUGGUUGGCUGUUAGGGAAUAUAGACCACGUAUCAAGGCUGUUAGUAGAAUACUGGCUUUGCACGAUCAAUUAUCUGCCGUUGAGCCAAUUAUACCGCAGUUGAAAAAGGAUAAAGAUUCAGCAGCCAAAUCAGUUAAAAAGGUCAAAGAACGACUUGGAGAGGUUGUCGCUAAAAUACGCCAAGGAAAACUGGUUGCUGCCAAAGAUUUGGAAAAAUCAUAUAGCGAAAUGGUUAAGGAAGUUGAUAAAAAUGUUAUGGAUAUUAGAAAGUUGCUCGAAAAGCAAAAGGCGGCCGACGAAGCGGAUAGGUUAAGAAAGAUACAGGAAGAAAUGGAGAAAAAUAAGAAAUUGAAAGAAGAAGAAGAAAGAAAGAAGAAAGCGGAAGAGGAAGAAAAACGUCUAAAAGCGGAAAUGGAAUUGAAGAGGAAGAAGGAAGAGGAAGUUGCUCGUAAAGCUGAAGAAGCAGAGAGAAAAGCGGCUGAAAAGAAUGCCGGUAAAAUACAAAAAGAAAAAGAAGAAGCUGCUAAAAACCAAGAAAGAUUGGAACAAGAAAGAAGAGAUCGUGAAUUGGCAUUAACACUAGUUAACGGAGAACAGGGAGCCGUUGAAGAAGCUGCUCCAACUGCAAGUGCUGGAAAGCAGGUUGGUAAAUACGACCUGACUAAAAUGAAAUAUGCCGAAUUAAGAGAUGUGAUAAAUACUUCCUGCGAUAUGGCGCUAUUAGAUGCCUGUAAAGAGGAAUUUCAUAGAAGAUUAAAGGUGUACCAUGCUUGGAAGACAAAGAAUAAACAGCAAAAGGCUAUGGAAAAUCCGGAUGCAGGUCGGGCUCCUAAAGCUGUUUUGGAAAGUCAUUCCAUUAGUGGCUUGUCCCAAUCUAAACCAACAAAAGGAAUGGAAACUCAACGCUUCUUUAGAAUUCCUUUUCUCAGACCAUCUGAUAAUAAUCGUGGAGAUGGAGCACCGAAGCAGAAAGGUUGGUGGUACGCUCAUUUCGAUGGCAAAUGGAUUGCUCGCCAAAUGGAGCUUCAUCCGGAGAAAAGUGCCGUUCUCUUAGUUGCUGGCGUUGAUGAUAUGAAAAUGUGUGAGUUAAGCUUAGAAGACACUGGAUUAACUAGGAAGAAGGGAGCAGAAAUUCUGGAAUGCGAAUUUGAAUCAGAAUGGUCAAGAAAUGAAGGAGAUCGAAUACUUAGUAAUGCUGGUAGACAAGUUACUUCAAAAUAUCUUCAACAAAAGCUAGGAAUUCACUCUUAAUCUUUUUUUUUCACAAUUUGUGCUUUAGUUUCCUCUCAUUCGAUAAAGAAAUAUUUUUUUUCAAUACAUUCGAGAAGUAACUUUUGUUCACUCACCGAAUGUUUCUAAUUCAUGUUUAAAAAUUUUAUUAUUCCCUAUCUUCUCUCUUCCCUUUCCACUUGUUUAUCAGAGGGUUUAGCAAAAUAACAAACCUAUUCAAGACAUCAUGUUCGCUUAUUUUUGUCCUCAUUCUUUGCCUUCUUUCUCUCUCUUUCUCUUUCUCUUUGCUCUUGGAGUAAGGAUCGUAAUAUUUAUUGAACCUUGUUAUAAUUUCAUUUUAAAUAAAUGCUAAUUAGUUAAACUUUUCAAUGAGUUAACAAGAAAGUACAAUCAGCUUUCUUUCCAUUAAAAAUCUCUUCUUUCUGUUUGUUUUUUUUUUAAUAAAAAAUCUAUAACAACUAACAUUCGUACGUUUAACAUUUAUAUUAUCUUUUAUCUUUAAUUAAUUUUAACUAACAAUACUACUACAAAAUCACUCCUCCUCCUUCCUGCUCUUCUUCUCUUUCAAUUGUAUAUUUUUUCUUAUUCAAGGGGAAAGUUUAUUGUCCUUCUCUUCUAUCCCACCCUCUUACUCUCUCUCUCUCUCUCUGUCUCUCUCUUUUUCUCAGUUAGGUCAUCACUCAUUUUUCUUUUUCUAUCUUUGCAAUUUUUUAUAAUUAGGUAAUGGUUUUAUUAACUAUGAAGUCUUUUCUUUUUUUGUUAGGUCACGUGACAAUUAGUAUUUUUAAUAAAAAAAACUGACAUAAAUAUAA
Molecule: messenger RNA, 5412 nt
Organism: Dimorphilus gyrociliatus
Lineage: Eukaryota; Metazoa; Annelida; Polychaeta; Dinophilidae
Source: the annotation of a GenBank genome assembly